AUGGGCGACCUCCUUCGAAAGGGUGCCAAACCAGACGCACGUGCGUCGCCAAUGAAUGAUUAUCAUAUCAUUCGCUCAGAUGCAGAGCGCCAAUGGGGAGCCUGCAUGGACUUCGGGCCAAUACCCCGGGGUUACCAUUACCGCGUAAUAGGCAUGUGUCAUAUGAGUUUUGUGAUAUUUGAUCGCGAUGAGGAAAGCUAUUCUCAAGUCUUCAAUGACCGAGGUAUACAUGGUCAUUUGGGUCGCCCUGAAUCCUGUUACGGAGAGGCACUACCGAAAAAUUUGCAGCGCCGCCUCGAUAUCUGCGGAAAGCGCACGGUCUCCGCGGGUUGGGUCAACUUGAGGAUGGUCUUCGAGCGAGACAGCGGCUCCACCUCUGCAGCUGGCGACGGAUUCGCUACCGUUGUGGACCUGGUGGAUCUAGAGGUGGAGGAGGCAUUGAGAGGAGGUGGGAGUCGGCGGUGA
This is a messenger RNA of Aspergillus saccharolyticus JOP 1030-1, 465 nucleotides long. RefSeq lists its product as uncharacterized. The transcript is spliced from 2 exons. The record is from RefSeq and is a predicted model, not a curated record. NCBI's taxonomy places the organism in Eukaryota, Fungi, Ascomycota, Eurotiomycetes, Eurotiales, Aspergillaceae. Bases 1 to 465 code for a protein of 154 amino acids.